Messenger RNA from Phytophthora nicotianae INRA-310, 1287 nucleotides. RefSeq lists its product as hypothetical. The record is from RefSeq and is a predicted model, not a curated record. Gene Ontology annotation, cellular component: cytoplasm. The transcript has a single exon. NCBI's taxonomy places the organism in Eukaryota, Oomycota, Peronosporomycetes, Peronosporales, Peronosporaceae. Bases 191 to 1231 code for a protein of 346 amino acids.
UGCCGUCCGAGACGCGCGCAACGAAGGUGAUGAUCGGCAUGAUGGCACACGAGCUUUUAGUGUCUUGUCUUCAAUUGGCUUCGUGGCACCUUUCUACUUUCACUCUUAUUUGAGAGUAUUAAAAACCGUUUCUAAUUAAUUCGGAGUACUGGAUUCUAAUGUGACGCACACUAAUAAUCCGCUAAGCAAGAUGGCGACUGGACCGUCGUACUCGGCGGCGCAGGUGAACAACUGCGCGUUCGCGGCUUGGUAUCCGCAGCUUAAACGCGUGUGCAUCAAAGGUGAAGUGGUUCCUCUACCGACUGAGUUCGUAUCUUUGCUGCUAGCGGACGGAGUGACGCUCCCAUCGGCUCCUGUAGCGUCUGGGAUCGUAGAUGAAGAUGAUGACGAAGAAGUAGAUGCUGCCAGCGCGCUUACAGACGAUCAACUCGCUGUCAUCUCUUCAGUUAAAAGGAAGGUGGAGAAGGUGUUGCAGGAUUUUGGCGGCAAACUCUUCCCAAAGACCAAUUGGAGUGCACCACGUGACGCUGCGUGGAUGCUCGGUUCACUCAAGUGCACGAACUUCGAGGACAUAUUUUUGCUGCUCCAGGCCUCAGACUUUGUCGUACACGACCUCACGCAGCCUUAUAUUGGCUGCAGUGGUGAGAAUACCGAGAAUUCGCCGACAGAAAGCUACCUGGUGCUCAAAAAGUGGUGCAAUUUCCUGGACUCGAUGCUGUUCCGGUGCUUUGUCGUCGGUCGCCGUCUCGUGGCUGUGUCGCAGCGUAAUUGUGACGAGUUUUACGAGUUCUUGCCAGACCAGCAGGACGAGCUCUGUGAGCUGCUGUACGAGUUCUACAAGAAGAACUUCCGCAAGGCUGAAGGCGAGUUCUUAUUCCCGGACCCUAACUACAGUUUUGAUGUUUAUGUGGACAAGCGUCACCGCGUCUACCUGCUGGACAUCAACGUGUUCGGUGCAGUUACGGAUACGCUGCUCUUCUCAUGGGAAGAGCUGCUGGAGUUCCAGACUGAGAGCCCAGCGACGCCGCAGGAUACAGAAGACGAGCACCAUGUGGUCGACUUCCGGGUGGUUGAGUCCAAGAAGGGAAUCCGUGCGAACCCUCUGAGCGGGUAUCGAGCACCAACGGAUCUAGUAGAUCACCUCGCAGGUGGAGCUGGCUUUGAAGCCUUCAUUGAACAAGUCAAACGCGACAACGCCGCUGAUAGUGAUAGUAGUGACGAGGAGAGUUAGAGAUUGGUAAAUUAGAAAAACAUUCCGUGUUGUUGGAUAAUGUCUUUCGUCUUUGC